CUGUGGACUGUACGCCACAGCAGACCAAGAGCGGGGCAGACAGUAGUAAGGCAACGGCAUUCAUCCUGUGACCGGAGGACAACUCUUCUUGGUUCCUGAGGUUUUCGGUUCCUGUUCAGAGGACCGGAAACUAACUCUACACCUUACAGGCGGUGCAUUCGUGAAAGAACACCCAAAAUAUUGUUUUUGAUGACCGAGACUUUUUACGUAUUCCAAAGCAAGACAGACUGCGGGUCGGGAAGUCGGUUUGCAUUAACCCCGUUCCCCGUCUCCAAGAGACGCACAAAAGGCACACUCCCAAGUCUACCUGGAUAAGCUGACAAAGCCGUCCGGUCCGGUAACAGAUCCAGAAUUGGAGAGGAGAAAUAAGCGCGGAAAGACGGGAGCAAGACAAGGGGAAGACAGGAUGAAACUCAAGAGUCAUUUGAUUUUCACCCUCUACACUAUUUAUGGGAUUCUUCUUAAAGUGAUGGCUUCAAAAGGCAAAGUUCGAGGGAUGAGCGGACAGUAUCCUCUGGUUCAGAACGUGACUGUGACAGAGGGUGGGACAGCGAACCUGACCUGCCGUGUGGAGUUUAAUGACAACACCUCCCUCCAGUGGUCAAACCCAGCACAGCAGACCCUCUUUUUUGGGGACAAGAAGGCUCUAAGGGACAACAGAAUCGAGCUUGUGCGUGCAACAUCAUCAGAGUUGACCAUCAGCAUCAGUGAUGUCACGCUGUCUGAUGAAGGCAUGUACACCUGUUCUCUCUUCACCAUGCCUGUAAGAACGGCCAAAGCUUACUUGACUGUUCUGGGUGUGCCAGAGAAGCCAGAGAUCGAUGGCUUGACAAAGCCCGCCAUGGAGGGAGACCACAUCACUCUGACCUGCAUCACACAGGGCAGCAAGCCCGCCGCUGACCUGCGCUGGUUCAGGAAUGAAAAGGAGGUCAAAGGUGCCAAAGAGGUGAAUGCAAGUGGGAAGACAUUUACAGUACGGAGCUCUCUACAGCUGCAAGUGGACAGAAAUGAUGAUGGAGUGGCCUACACCUGCAGAGUGGACCACGUGGCACUCACACAAGCACCACAGCAGGCCACUGAAGUACUGGAGGUCCACUAUGCUCCUCGUGUGGAGAUCACCCACUCCCUUGCAGUCCCUCAGGAGGGUCAGUACUUGAAGUUGGAGUGUGUGUCCAAAGGAAACCCUUCGCCAGAUCCAGUGACGUGGACAAAGGAUGGAAGUGAACUUCCUGACCUGGACAGGAUGAUUGUAGAAGGAAGAGAGCUUACCUUUACGUCUCUUAACAAGACAGACAACGGGACCUACCGCUGUGAAGCUAGCAACCACCUAGGGACCAGCAGUGCUGAAUAUGUACUCUACGUCUAUGAUCCCAAUGCUCUCGGGCAGCACGGCACUGACCAUGCCUUGAUCGGAGGAGUGGUGGCUGUAGUGGUCUUUGUCACCUUGUGUCUAAUCAUUGUUCUGGGAAGAUACCUGGCCAGGCAUAAAGGAACAUACUUGACAAACGAGGCCAAAGGAGCGGAUGAUGCCCCCGAUGCCGACACAGCCAUCAUCAACGCUGAGGGCAACCACGCGCACGCGGAAGAAAAGAAAGAAUACUUCAUUUAGACUGCAGGGGGAGCUGUGCAGCUCUUGCCUUCUCAUUUCCUUCUUUUGAUCUCUGUACUUCUUAUUCUCUCUUUCCGUCUCCCACUUUUCUUGUUCUCCUCCGGCCACUGGCCCCCAUUAUGUCAACAAGGAACCCACAGGCAGUCCACAAACAGACAAGUUCCCAGUGUGUUUUCCUGUUAUUUCCUUCUGUUGAAACGAUUUCUGUCAUUUGCAUCUUGUCCUUUAUUGUCCCAUUGGUUUGGGGUUUUUUGUUUGUUGUAUUUUGCUUUUGGCAGAUGUUUUUCACUG
Pelmatolapia mariae (spotted tilapia) is the source of this 1900-nucleotide messenger RNA. RefSeq names its product cell adhesion molecule 2a (gene cadm2a). The transcript has 10 exons. Bases 407 to 1609 code for a protein of 400 amino acids. The record is from RefSeq and is a predicted model, not a curated record. NCBI's taxonomy places the organism in Eukaryota, Metazoa, Chordata, Actinopteri, Cichliformes, Cichlidae.